AUGCCGUUGCGUCUGCCAAUCCUCUGGCGAGAUAACCUUUUAAGUACGGCUGUGUCUUCCCCUAGGAGCGAAAUUACAGAAAUUCCAGCUGGGGCCGGAACGAAUCUGAUGCCAAGGCGUAUGCAUGAGAGCUACGCUCAAGUGACCCUGCCAUUCGCGUCCGAUCCUCACCUCCUCGAUAGCUACACGAACGCUAACGGGGGAAUUCGCACCGGGAAGAUAAUGGAACAUCUCGACUCGCUUGCAGGCUCUGUGGCAUACAAACAUGCGCUUGGUCCUGCAGUAGAGUCUCUCGGCUCAAUUAUUCUGGAAGGCUUCUACUUUGUUACUGCGUCCAUUGAUCGAUUGGAUAUGCUUCAACCACUCACGCCGCAGGACACCAGCGAUCUUCGAAUAAGCGGGCAAGUCAUCUUCGUAGGUGCUAGCUCAAUGGAAGUAGCAAUUAAGUUGGAGAGCGUGAAUGAAACCACAGGGGAGGAGAAAACUGUAAUGAUUGGUGAAUUCUCCAUGGUUUGUCGAGAUGCAGUAACCCAUAAGGCGCAGAAGCUGAACCCACUCAUACUUGAGACGGAGACAGAGCGAGAACUUUUUCAUAUCGGCAAAGUUGGAAAGGAACGGAAAAAGAAAAUCAGUCUCCUGUCCUUGAGUCGUUCCCCGCCGUGCGAGGACGAAAGUUCUCUCAUUCACAGUCUCUUUGUUGUGCAUCAACCCUUCACUGAUAGCAAAGGGAGGCCAUUGGAGACAACCCCAAUGGGGAAUACAAUGCUGGAGAGCACCGCCUUGAUGCAUCCACAAGAUAGGAAUUUUCACACCACUGACGACUUCUCAGGUUACCUGAUGCGUCUGGCAUAUGAGAUUGGAUAUUCGACCGCUACUUUAUUUGCAAACCGUCCCCUUCGCUUCUUUUCCCUGGACAACACUACCUUCAAGCUUCCUGUCCCUGUGGGGAGUAUUCUACGGUUACAAAGCAAAGUUACUCAUACUAAAUCUGGUGCGGCCAACUUCAGAAGUGACCGUCAUGCCUCCCUUGUAAACGUUCGCGUGCAAGCCGAUGUCCUGGACGUUAAGACAGGAGAUAAGAAGACGACAAAUGAGUUCCAAUUCACUUGGGGCGACGAUCACACUCUGCACAAGACAGUCAUCCCGGUGACUUAUAUAGAAGCUAUGGAAUGGCUGGAAGGGCGGCGUGCUCUCGAUGUCGGUGAUCAAAUAAGGAAAUUUAGGUCAUAA
Molecule: messenger RNA, 1230 nt
Organism: Cantharellus anzutake
Lineage: Eukaryota; Fungi; Basidiomycota; Agaricomycetes; Cantharellales; Hydnaceae
Product: Thioesterase/thiol ester dehydrase-isomerase
Exons: 9
Coding region: 1-1230 (409 amino acids)
Biological process (GO): acyl-CoA metabolic process
Cellular component (GO): mitochondrion
Molecular function (GO): fatty acyl-CoA hydrolase activity
Source: RefSeq, a predicted model, not a curated record